This is a messenger RNA of Ceratosolen solmsi marchali, 4557 nucleotides long. Its product is annotated as breast cancer type 1 susceptibility protein homolog. The coding region runs from base 92 to 4504 and encodes 1470 amino acids. Lineage: Eukaryota; Metazoa; Arthropoda; Insecta; Hymenoptera; Agaonidae. The transcript has 8 exons. Gene Ontology annotation, molecular function: metal ion binding; ubiquitin-protein transferase activity. Gene Ontology annotation, biological process: double-strand break repair via homologous recombination; positive regulation of transcription by RNA polymerase II; protein ubiquitination. Gene Ontology annotation, cellular component: BRCA1-A complex; BRCA1-BARD1 complex. The record is from RefSeq and is a predicted model, not a curated record.
AAAAAGUAAUGCUACAACUGAAUACAAAGUUAAAAUAUUGUAGAAUAUUCUAUUUUAGUUAGUAGAAUUAGCAUGAAAGUGAAAUUGAAAAAUGAACGAGCAUGCAGCAUCAUUUUCUUGUAUUGAAAAAAUAGUAAAUUCGAUACAGUGCAUGAAGGAACGAUUGAUUUGCAGAAUUUGCUUAGAACUGUUUAAAGAACCUGUAACAAUAAAAUGUGGUCAUAAAUUUUGUAAAAAGUGUAUACUAGAAGUUGUUAAUAAUCAGCAUGCAACAUGUCCUUUCUGUAAUAUAAAAAUUGAAAAACGAUCAAUUCCAAAAGAAAAUAAUCAACUGUUGCAAUCUACUGUACAAUUAUUUAAUGAUUUGUCAGAAGCUAUUUAUUCUGAUUCUGGAAUUGAUGUUUUACAGCCUUUAAUUAAAAUAGGAAAUGCAAAGGAAAGUUCAUCUAACCAAGAGCAAGCAAGUAUUUUUAAAUCAGAAUCUAUUUCAUCCAUCUCAAAAGAAUCUUUAGCUACAAAUAAAAAUCUUUCAAAAUUAACAAUUCACUCCAAAAGCAAUAAAAAAUGCAAUGUUAAGAAACCCAGAGCACCCAGUGGAAUAAAGACAAAAAAUAUUAAAGAUACCUUACAUAAAUAUUUAUCUAAUAACCCUAAUUGUACAUCCGAUGAAACAGUGUAUACAGAAGAAAAAGUUAAAAGUUGGCUUAAAAAUAUUACACAAAAUGAAAAUAACAUAAUUAAUAAUAAUUCCGGUUAUGAAGAGAUUAAUGUAAAUAUAGAACAUUCCAUUAAAGAUCAUAUUAAUAAAUCAGCAGAUAUAUUGUUGAAUGAAAAAUGUGAGUCCACGUCAUCUAAUAUUUUUCCUAAUAGUAAUAAGGCAAAGGAUUUAAAGUUUGCUAAGCAUAUAAAUUUGCAAAAAGAACAACAGUGUAAAGAUAUGCAAAGAACACAUGAAGUAGAUAUGAUAGCUCAUAGUAAGAAAUUAAAUCAAGUUCUUUCAGAGAAAGCUGUUUUACAAACAUCCACAUCUAUCCCAGUUGCAUCUCAUUCUGAUGCUAAUAAUUGGCGUAGAAUAAAAAGAGUUGGUAAAGAGAUGCAAGCUAAAACAUUUAAAUCUUUAAAUGUCAGUGUUGAGAAAAGCUCUGCAUCAGUUAUAUUAGAUGAUACAGUGCCCUGUAAUUCUACAACUAAUGACAGUAAGAGCGUUUCCCGAGAAGUUGAUACAAAUAAAUCUUUAUGCAAUAGUAUUCCUCAUCAUUCAAUUAAUUCAUCAAGCUCAUAUAAUCAAGAAAAUAUUUCUUUAUCUUUUAUUGAUCAAAAGAAAGUAAAUGAAAUAAUUGGAAUUUCUAACUAUCAAGAUAAUUUAAGUACACCUGAACAAGCAAGAGAUGUAUCAAUUACAACAAACUCAGAAUUAAUAACAAAAUUAAAUCAACUAAGUCCUUUAAAAAUAAAAUUAGAUAAACAUCAAAGUAAUGAAUUUUUUGAUAGGAACUCAUCAAAUGGCGAUUACAAAACAGAUAUUAUUGAUGGAUAUUCUCCAACAAAACAUAAAUUAUCUUUGAAAAUUAAAUCCACAUCCUCGAAAUUAAGUACUUCCGAGUUAAGUAUUCAAAAUAAUAUUCAAAUUGCAAAUAACACUUCAAAGAUUAUUUCCGAAAAACCAAAAAGUACAUUAUUUCAAUUACCAACAAUAAUAAAUAAUGAAUUCUCUCAAACAAAUCAAUCAAUUAUCGCAUUUAAAAAAUUAGGUAAAAUGUGCCGAAAACGAAAGAAUAUUUCUUUCUUUUGUCUGGGUAAAUUAAGGCCAAAAAAAAAAAUAAUUAUUUGUAGUCCUACAAAACAUCAAUCAUCAGGUAUAGUGCUUAAAAGUAAUGAACCCAUAAAUUUGAAUUAUAAUGUUCUCAUGGCAAACCUUGAAGUAACUGACAACAAUACUUCAACAAUAAAUGCAGAUAUACCAGUAAAUGUUAAAAUACUUUCGGCUGAAAAAAACAUUGAGUCAAUAUCGUCAUCAAAUCAAUUGACAAAUCAAUCUAGUAAAACAUUGUAUGUUGAUACAAAUGAAAAUAAUAAUAAAUUAAAAAUUUCGGAAGUAAACCAAUCAAAUAUAUUAAUGGAGAUUGAUGAAACUCCAGUGAUAAAGAAAGUUUUGAUACAACCAUUGGAAUAUAAUGAAAAUAAUAUUCAAGACGACCACUUUAGUAUAAAUAAAAAAAAUUCAUUUAAAGUAGCCAACAAUUAUCAUACAGAGUCUAACGUUAUGGAUAAACAAAUUAUAGAAGUAGAUUUGGAAAUUCCAAAAAAUAAUGAUAAUCCAAUGCCAGUAGAGAAAAAAAAUGAAAUACUCCAAAAAUAUCAGAUUUAUAUUAAUUCAGAAGAAACUGAUUCUAAAUGCACUCAAAAAUCUGUUAAUAGUGAAACUAGUAGUCCUGAUCAAAAUCAAAAUAAAAAUGUUGAUGUAGAGGAUAACUUAAGCAGUCUAUGUUCAAAUACUCAUGAAUUUAAAAAUCAAUGUGAAUUUGAAAAAGAUAAAUCUAUUUGUACAAGUACGUCAAGUUCUCCGUUACAAAUAUCUCCAUUUAAAAAAAAAAGGACACAUUCAGAAUCAUCUAAUGAUGAGGACGUAUCGUGCAUAAUUGAUAAAUGGUGUGUCAGAAAGGAAGAGCCAACUAUCAAAAAACAGAAAAUUGUCUCAGAAUCCAGAAUAGAUUUAAAUUCGCAAGAUAAAGAAAAUAAAGUUGGUAACUUAGAGGAAUUACUUUCUGAUGACAACGAUAAUACAUUAGUUAAUCAUACUCUGAAAAAAUCCACAAUAAAUACAAAAUUAAAUGAUGUACCAGAUAAUGAAAAUAUAAGUGAAGUGCAAAAUUUUAAAGAAAAUACAGAAGGUGUAAAGAAAUUAUUUGAUGUUCCUAGUUCACUACUAUCAGUAGAUCUUUUUGAAUCUAAUGAACAAUGUAUACAAUCCAAUAUUGAAACGACUCUUAAGCCAUUAAAUAAAAUCACCAGUGAUAAUCUUCCACUGAAUCUUUGGACCGAUCAAAAAAGUGACAAAGAACAUUUAGAUUUUAGUAAGAGUUUAUCAAAUAUUACAAUAGUUAAUUUAAAGCAGUUUAAUAGAAGUAAAUCAAAUAUAUCUGAAUGUUCAGAAACUUCCAACAAAGAAAAUAAUGCAUGCAACAAUAUUGAUAUAAAUAGUCCAAUCAAAGAAAAUUUUGACAAUGUAGAUCAAAUAUAUCAAAUAGAAAACUCUCAAAACAAUAGAUCUAUAGCAAUAAAAAAUGAUUCUGUUGAUAGCCAAUUUAAUACAUAUCAUGUGUCUGAUAGUUUAAUGAACAUUACACAAGAGCAAUUAGCAAUGAAAAAAAUUGAGAAGGCUCUUAUAGGAGUUAACUUAUCAGAAAUUCAUGAUGAUAAAAAUAAAGGAAAUGAUAAAAAUGAUAAAUUUUCUACACCUCGUCAAAAGUUUAAAUAUCAAAUCAGUAACAAUACUGACGAUGAUUUUGAUUCUGAUAGUAUCGAUGCUACACCUAUUUCAAAGAAAAGACAAAUAUUCAAUUUUCAAACACCCAAAUCUACAACUAAAUCAGAAAUAAAUAACUCCCAUGGAAGUUCACCUGCGACAAGAUUAAAUCUUAUUCCAGCAGUAACACCCAUGAAAAAUAGAAAAUCAUAUCCUUUAAGUCAUAGUACACCAAUGAUUAAUUCACCGACUUCAGCUAAUAAAUUAUGUAAUAAAACUAAAUCUAUGACUUUGAUUUGUAGCGGUCUUCGGUUAGAAAAUAUUAAAGCAGUUCAAACAUUUGCAAAACAAUUUGGUGCCAGUUUCCAAAGUAAUUUUAAUAUGGAAGUAACUCAUGUAAUAGUGCAAACAGAUAUUGAAACUAAAGCAGGACAAAAAACUUUUAAAUACAUACAAGGUAUAGCUUUUAAAAAGUAUGUGGUUAGUUUUCAAUGGAUAGUUGAUUGCUUGAAACAAAAUAGCAUAUUAGAUGAAAAUGAAGAAAAAUAUGAAGUAUUAGAUCCUGAUGUUUUUGAAUCAGGAUCAAAGAGAUCUCGAACAAGGACACAAGACUUAUUUGAAGAUUUUGCUUUCUUUUGUCAGGGGCCAUUUAAUUCUUUUUCAUUAAAUGAAUUUAAGAAUUUAAUAGUCUUUAACGGUGCUAUUAUUACAUCUUCGAUUAAAGAACUUUCACUUCAAAAAGAGAAGUAUAAAAUCGUAAUUUUGGAAUCCGAAAAUUUCAGUUCAAAUAAAAUAUCAACACUAAAAAAAUCGGAUGGUAUCUUAAUAUCCUUUGAAUGGAUCAUUGAUAGUAUAAGCCAGUAUCAAAUUUUGUCACUUUUGCCUUAUUUAUAUGAAACAACUGUUGAGGAAGCACUAGCUUUGGGAUUUCCUCCUGAAUACUUCGUUGAAGAGGAAACUAUAGAAGAAGAAGAGGAGGAGGAGGAGGAAGAAGAAGAAGAGGAUAAAGAAAACGAGGAAGAGGAUGAAGCACAAUAAAAUCAAAAUAUAAAAUAUAAUGCUUAUUGUAAAUGUAAAAUAUUUUUAUAUUA